UUAUCUACAUAUUUGAAGCUCUCUCUGGGAAGCCACUGGGAGAUGGAAAACCUCUAACCCACAAGACAGAAAUUGUGGAGAUUGCUUUGGACCAGAAAGGCCUUACAAGUGAAAGGAAAAUAGCUUUUAUUGAUAAGAACAGAGACCUGUACAUUACGUCAGUGAAAAGGUUUGGGAAAGAGCAGAAGAUUGUCAAAAUAGGGACAAUGGUGCAAACUUUGGCUUGGAAUGACACGUCCAACAUCCUCUGUGGGAUUCAGGACACUCAUUUCACAGUCUGGUACUAUCCCAACACAGUCUAUGUGGACAAAGAUCUUCUGCCCAAAACUCUCUGUGAAAAAGAUGCAAGUGAGUUCAACAAAAACCCCCAGAUAGUGUGUUUCGUAGGAAAUCAAAUCACAAUUAGAAGAGCAGAUGGUUCCCUUGUCCACCUGAAUAUUUCUCCUUAUCCUGCACUUCUCCAUGACUAUGUCAGUACUUCCAAGUGGGAAGAUGCUGCCAGGCUGUGUCGUUUUGUUAAGGAUCAGACCAUGUGGGCAUGUUUGGCUGCCAUGGCAGUUGCCAACAAAGACAUGGCCACAGCAGAAAUUGCCUAUGCAGCCAUUGGGGAGAUUGACAAAGUUCAGUACAUCAAUUCCAUCAAGGAUCUUCCAUCCAAAGAGUCCAGGAUGGCUCAUAUGCUGCUGUUCAGUGGGAACACCCAGGAGGCUGAGACCUUGCUGCUCCAAACAGGCUUGAUUUAUCAAGCUAUCCAAGUCAACAUUAAUCUUUUCAAGUGGGAGAGGGCCCUAGAACUUGCAGUGAAGCACAAGACACACGUUGACACAGUCCUGGCUUAUCGACAGAAGUUCUUAGAGGAUUUUGGUAAAAAAGAAACCAACAAAAGAUUUCUGCAAUAUGCAGAAGGUCUGGAAGUGGAUUGGGAUAAAAUCAAAGCCAAAAUAGAGAUGGAAAUUGCCAAAGAAAGAGAACGAGCAGCAGACACUCCUGCAGGGAGAACCAGUGUGACUGUGCAGCAAUAA
Molecule: messenger RNA, 1022 nt
Organism: Acanthisitta chloris (rifleman)
Lineage: Eukaryota; Metazoa; Chordata; Aves; Passeriformes; Acanthisittidae
Gene: IFT80
Product: intraflagellar transport 80
Exons: 8
Biological process (GO): cilium assembly
Cellular component (GO): cilium; centrosome; intraciliary transport particle B
Source: RefSeq, a predicted model, not a curated record